AUGGGCCCAAUGGCUGCUACAGAAAGUGAUCAGAAUGCACAUGGAUUGGCUGCUGAGAAGAAAGACCAAGACGUGGAGCUGCUAAUUAAAGACCCACAACAUCAACCGGUUGCUGGGGAAAACCGUGUUGCUGAGCAGGAGGCCGCUGAGGCGCUGGAAGAGAUAUUAAGCCACUUCGAAUAUCAUUUUCACCACCUGACGUGUUCAACUCCCCGACAAUCGGCUCGCCACAGGCGGAUACCCGCCACACGCCUUCCGCAUCUUCAAUUUGCAGAGGUCAUUACAUCAACAUUGAGAUUAAAUCUUUCGAGAUCAGCUCCUAUGGAUGAAAAUGUCGAUACGACAAAGAAGAAAUCGAUUGGCAGAUCUUCCUUGAGCAAGAAGAAUGGUGCAAAGGUUCAUAGGAAGAUUCAUAAAGCAGAAAGAGAGAAGCUGAAACGUGACUAUAUGAAUGAACUAUUUUUAGAGCUCACAAAAGCUCUAGAACCAACUAAUCAGAACAAUGGAAAGUCUUCUGCAUUGACCGACACUAUUCGAAUUCUCCGAGACCUCAUAGCUCAAGUCGAAUCUCUUAAGAAGGAGAAUUCCGUCCUUUUAGCCGAAUCUCAAUACGUUGCUAUUGAGAAAAACGAACUAAAAGAGGAAAAUUGUGCCAUGGAAGCCCAAAUUAGAAAGCUUCAAAGCCAGAUAGAUCAAGCAGCGGGGACGGUUGUGGGGCCCGUAUUCGUAGUGCCCGUACAGAAUGACCCGAAGCUUUACAACGAACCCAAGAUUGGGUCCAAUGUGAGCAAACCACAUGCUCGAUACCCGUUGCCUUCUGAUUCAUGGCCAUUUAAUAUUCUUUCAGAACAGGCAAGAACAGAUUAGAAUGGAAGUGAUUCUUGUUUUUAUGGUUAGUGAGGUUUGUUUAAUCAAGUGAAAUAUUAUGUAAUUGGGGUUGUAAAUCUAUUUUUUUCCCACAAAAAGUCCAGUUGAAUCGCUUUGAAUUCAGGAUUCAAACUCACGUG
Molecule: messenger RNA, 1007 nt
Organism: Lactuca virosa
Lineage: Eukaryota; Viridiplantae; Streptophyta; Magnoliopsida; Asterales; Asteraceae
Source: the annotation of a GenBank genome assembly